Molecule: messenger RNA, 1862 nt
Organism: Salarias fasciatus (jewelled blenny)
Lineage: Eukaryota; Metazoa; Chordata; Actinopteri; Blenniiformes; Blenniidae
Gene: tescb
Product: tescalcin b
Exons: 8
Coding region: 366-1016 (216 amino acids)
Molecular function (GO): calcium ion binding
Source: RefSeq, a predicted model, not a curated record
CGGGGCGGACAGGUGUCAGUCACAGCUCGCGGCCUGAGCUCGGUUCUCGGAUCGAUAGUGAAGGAUCCAGGCCGCAGCCCGCUGUUCGAGUCUCGUGUCGUCAUCGGGACGGCGGUUGCGGAAGUGGCCUCUCUGCGCUCCUGGCGGAGGAUGAGACCUGCCCGGUGACUUGAGGGAGACGGAGGAGGUGCGUAACGCACGAUCUGCACCUCAUAUAAACACUCAACAGGACCGGACCAGUGCGCUGCUCCGGACGAUGAGCGCGUGAGAUCCACUCUGAUUCCGGUUUCGGUUCAUUCGUGCCCGGAUCUUCUUUGGUCCCCCCUCAAAGUGGACCGGCCAGGACGCAGAGGGAUCCUGGAGCGAUGGGCGCCCUACAGUCCUUCCCUGGUCAGCCAGAGUAUGUUGAUCUGGCGGAAAAGACGGGCUUUUCCUUUGAACAGAUCGGAGUCCUGCAUAAGAGAUUCAAGCAACUGAGCCACAAUGAGAACACUCUACGGAGAGAUCACUUCAAUGAAAUCCCAGAUCUGGCGUGCAACCCCAUCCGUGCACAGAUCAUAGGGGCUUUCUUUGACAGAAGAAACUUUCACCAGAACGGCGAGGGGACAGUGGAGGAGAUCGGCUUCGAGGAGUUCCUCGUGGUCAUGUCUCAUUUCAGACCGCCUUCUCUGCACAUCACGGACGAGCAGCGCGAGGUCGUCAGGAAGGAGAAACUGAGAUUUCUGUUCAACAUGCACGACACUGACAACGACGGGACGAUCACCCUGGAGGAAUACAGACACGUGGUGGAGGAGCUGCUGUCUCGCAGCGGCGCACUGGGGAAAGAAACCGCCAAAAGCAUUGCUGAUGCCGCCAUGUUGGAGGUGGCCAGUAUCUCAAUGGGUCAUAUGGAGCCUGAUGAAUUCUAUGAGGGGAUCACGUUUGAACAUUUCCUCAAGUUGCUGAACGGCUUCGAGAUCGAAUCAAGAAUGAAUAUCCGCUUCUUGAAUAUGGACGCAACCACGCUGUGCAAGUGAGGUCGGUACAUGAAAAAGAUGCGGUGAAACAAACCGAGAAAGCAGAAUUAUGGUUUCAGCUGUAGCGUUAACUCUGAUAUACCUGUAGCUUCUGGCUUGCACUGAAUAUAUAUAUAUAUAUAUGCCUUACUCAUGUUUGACUACUAUGCAAAUCCAAAGACUUUAUGUAUUAUGCAGUUGUGUUUGAAGUAGUUUAUGUAUUUAUAUGAAAUACCAGGAUGAGCUUUAUAGAUGGGAGGAGGGGUGAACGAUGCACCUAUGAAACGCUGGACAAAGCAAUAAUAAUCAUAUAUUUGUGACUGGAUAACAGGCACCACAAACUAUGCAUGCAAAUAUCGACGCUUGAAAAGCCUCUAAAGAUGUCACUGCUGUAAAUCAAUAACUCAAUAAUCAGGGAUAUAACAGUGUGUCUGUCAAUGUGUCUGCAUGUGUUUAAUGAUAGUGAGACAGUAAAUACGAAAUGCAUUUCAUCAGUCACAAAUAUAGCACCUGGUGCAUGUUCUGCACUUUAUAUUUGCACAAUAAAAGAUUCCAUGAAACAGAUCUGAGUUCAGUUCAUGCUGUGUGCUUCUGGUAAACGGGAAACAGGAGUGCUGCGGUGCAAAAAGAAAUGCUUGAAGGACAUUUCUUCUAUAAGAAUAGCAGGUUUUAUAUAUUUUGUUUUAGCGUAAUUAAAUGUUAAACGUCCUUUCUGUUUCACCGUCCAAAUAUAAACGUUCCUUUUUAAAGUUUCACAUGACUAUUACUUGCAGAGAGUAAUUAGUUAGCUGAAAUUUGUGCAGAUCACACAAGAUUUUCCCAGAAACUGUUUAUGCACCAUGACAAUAAAUGACGUGUUGGAAUAAC